Stegodyphus dumicola is the source of this 2081-nucleotide messenger RNA. RefSeq lists its product as uncharacterized. The record is from RefSeq and is a predicted model, not a curated record. Gene Ontology annotation, biological process: DNA-templated transcription; regulation of transcription by RNA polymerase II. Gene Ontology annotation, molecular function: DNA-binding transcription factor activity, RNA polymerase II-specific; RNA polymerase II cis-regulatory region sequence-specific DNA binding. NCBI's taxonomy places the organism in Eukaryota, Metazoa, Arthropoda, Arachnida, Araneae, Eresidae.
AUGUUGUCAUGAAUUAGAAGCAGUGUUUUUAACACAAUUUGUUAAUUGAAUGUAAUAUUGAAAAUCGUAUCUUAAAUUACAAUAUAUUCUACAUUAGUAAUUAUGGUGUGUUUUACACUUAAAGCUUUCUAAAAUUAUAUCAUCUAGCAUGUAAGGAGCAUGAGAUUGUAAUUAAUUUCAGUUUGUGUCUUCGUUAAAGCAGUUGAAUAUAAAAGUAUUUUAAUGUAGCAUGAAAUUAUUAUUUUUACGAAGUAUGUUUACCCUUAAAAAAAUAGGAGGGAUUAAACGCUCCUAGUAUUCGCAUCUUGUGCUUUUUUUUUUUUUUUUUUUUUUUUUUUGUGGGUAAGUUGAUUUGCUGUUCUCUAUUUCUAAGCUGAGCAAUCUUUCUUAAGAUUAAUAAGAAAAGUAAAAAAAUUAAUAUUGUAUGAAAUUACGUCGUAGGCUAUGCAUGUUUCAGUCGGAAAUGAUAUAAAUUUAUUACCUCGUCAAAAUCAUGUGGACGAUCGCUUCAUGAAGGAAAGUGCGUGUAUGUAGUAUAAUACAUAUAACUGUCAUAUAUAUAUACGAGAUGGAUGAAAUAUCUACAUACCUGUAGGAUAUUGAUUUUGAGUUUCAGUUUACUUUGAAAAAUAAGGAUCUGAAGUAGAAUGUCAUCCGAUAUAUUAGGUACUUUUAAAAGUUACCUUUUUAUAUUCUUUGCAUUGAUGUACUAGAACUUUAAAUAUGAGGCAGUGUUAGCCAUCUGAAGUCGCAAGGCAAGACUUUUGGACCACUCUGUGUAUAUUGCGGUUCAGCAAGUUCAUAGAAGAAUCUCUCCUGCCAACAAGAGAUGGUAUCAUUGAAAUAUAAAAUAUCUCCCACUGAAUUUCAGUUUGAAGUAAACUAAGGUUUAUAUAUCAAGUAAGUCCAGUUCUUCAGGAAAAUUUCUUUAGGGGGAAAUCACUUCACCCAAGAACAAAUAUGUCUGAGUUUUGGAGCAACUUCGCUGAAUCAGCUGAGCGAAAACAAAAUAGUAUCUGGCAGUGUGCUUCAGGACACCUGCCUUGCAUCUACACUCGACGAAGAACUGGACUUGUGUGCACUUCUUUCACAGAGUUCAGAGAAUGCUGUACAGAGCAUGCUGCAAGUAGAAGUUACAUACCAGGCAAAUAAAGAUAUUUCCCUGGAAGCUGACUCUUCAGCAAUUUUUGAUUUUGAUUGUAUGUCAACAGACAAAGGGAUUCAAGACUUCGGUUAUGCUGAAGUAUCUUGUAAUAAUCAUUGUGGGGUUACAGCUGCACCAGAUCUGUUUUCAAAAUCUAUGGAGUCUUCAACUGAUUUUACUGAUGCACUUCUAGAUCUAGAACUGUCUGCGGAUUUAAACUUCUUAUCCAGUAUGGAUUUCUGUCUGGAUGAACAAGUUUGUGUUCUUAGUGGCACCUCGGAAUCUACAGUUGAUACAUGCAUAUCAACUGAGAAUAAUAUUUCAGAUUUUCAAGUUGCAUCUCCAAAUUUGAAGUCUCCAGACCAGAAUCAUAUACCUACAUUAAUGCCAGAUUUUAAUUCUGUAUCAUUAAAUGUGUGUGAAGAAGAAACUGCUAGUAAGUCAGAAACCUCAGAUUUUCAGUGUGUGGCAAGCAAAAAAUACGUGGAAAUGCGUCGAAAAAAUAAUAUAGCAUCCCAACGUUCCCGAAAAUUACGCAAGCUUAAAAAUUUGGAAAUGACUGAAAAAGUGAAAAAACUAGAAGCAGAAAAUAAGGAACUUUCAAUACUUGCCCAGAAGCUUGAGAAACAAAGAGAUGUUCUUCAGAAAUUAUUAUUAGAAACAAUUGCUAAGAGAUAAAACCAUAAAUAUCUAGUAAAUUUUCUCCUGUUGUAUUCUCAUUUGAUAAAUAAUCAUUUAUUGCAUGUAUAGAGUAUAGGACUUAGUAUGUUCAUGAAUGUUAUCUCGUGUCCUUUUUCCCAGUAGGCAGACUGUUAUGAUUCAAUCUUUGUUCUUUCCUUUCUUGAUAAGAUGUUGUUACAUAUAUUUGUACUGUGUUCACAUUUUCUACUAUGUUCACAUUUUUGUGUAAUAAAGCUGUAUUUGUUUAUCAUUUAAA